Messenger RNA from Sphaerodactylus townsendi, 5974 nucleotides. It is a transcript of the gene DCDC1, whose product is annotated as doublecortin domain containing 1. The transcript has 39 exons. Gene Ontology annotation, biological process: regulation of mitotic cytokinesis; intracellular signal transduction. Gene Ontology annotation, molecular function: microtubule binding. Lineage: Eukaryota; Metazoa; Chordata; Lepidosauria; Squamata; Sphaerodactylidae. The record is from RefSeq and is a predicted model, not a curated record. The coding region runs from base 54 to 5525 and encodes 1823 amino acids.
GAAGACAACAAAAUAAUUUCACAGGGGUGGGAAGCACAGACUCAAGUCAGGAAAUGAAAGAUAGUGAAACAGAAAGUGCUGACUCAACUCAUGUUCUGUGGUCUGAAACAUCAGAAAGAGAUGACAGAGAUUCACAAUCAUCAUCAUCAUCUGAAAUCAGUGUAAAAACUACAGCACUAAAAAAAAAAUUCAUGUUCCCUUAUACAAAGAAAAUAGACAAAAAUAUUGAAGAAAAGCAAAGAGAGUCUAAAAGUCACCUGCAAUCAUCAGUAGUAUCAGGAAGGUCAGGACUUCAAGAUGGUCCUACACAUCAAAUAAAAUCAGUUCAGAGCAGUUAUAGAAUAUCAGAACCAGUCAGCAACAAAUCAAAUAGUACAGACAAUUUCUAUCCUAUAUCAUCAUCCAAGAGAAACAGACCUGUCAGUGCUCUACUAGGUCAGCCAAGAUGUUUAGCGUUUCCUUGCUCAAAAUUUCAUUUGGCCCAGAAGACCUCCGAAGUGUUCCACCAUUUUAAACGGCAGCCUUGGGUACUCAGAGUAACGGCUUUUAAGAAUGGCACAUUAAGUGUAUUUGCUAAAAUUGCAGUGGCACCUUCCAUUAAACUGCUGCUGGAGGAGUGUACGGAAAAGCUGAAGCUGAAUAUGGCUGCACGACGAGUCUUCUUGGCAGACGGCACUGAAGCACUGGAUGCUGCAGACAUACCCCAUGAUGCUGACAUUUAUAUUUCAACAGGAGAGCCCUUUUCAAAUCCAUUCAAAAAAAUUAAAGACCAUCUGUUGUUAAUGAAGAAUACAACUUGGACUCUGAACGGUCUAGUUCUUCCUAGAGAUGUCAAGAGAAGAAAAGUCAAGCCUGUGCUUUUCAAACACAUGAAGAAACUUGCUGUGAAGUCAAGUAUCAGAAUUUUGGUAUUUAAGAACUGUAUGGGUCAGGAUGGUUAUGAGAUAACAACACCCUUGGACCAUAUAGAAAAGUUUUUAGAUAUGUGCACCAUGAGACUGAACCUUACUUUGCCUGCUAAGAAUGUGUACAAUAUGCAUGGGGGAAAAAUUGAUGAUCUCAUGAAUGUUUCUUUGCUUGACAAAUGCCUGCAAAAUUCCAUCACACCUUUGCAUGGACCUCUUUGGGUUUCUAAGGGAGAAGGUUUCAGCCCCUUUGGAGCAAAGAUGUAUAUUCAAGGAGUACUGUCGGCCUUGCACCAAAGAUUAAAGUCUGCAAAAAAUUACUGCGAACAGCUGGAUUUUGCUGUUGAUGACCAGAAAGAGAAAAUCACAAUCAAAAGCAUUCUGUCACUGAGGAAAGAAGAAUUGUGUAUAGAACAAUAUAAAGCGGACACACUGAUUGAUGAAUUGCAGACAGCUAUCAAGAGCUACAAAGGACACCUCUCUAUACUUGCUCCUCAGUUACAGGCUGAACAGGAGCAAUGUACUACUUAUGUUUACAAACAUAUUAAAGAAUUUUCUGCAAACAAAGUUCCUUCACAAGGUCUGCAGCUAAAGGUGUAUGAAAAUGGCAAAGACACUGGAGAGACUCUUAUUUAUAUCCAUAAAAAAGAGAUGGAAAGUAAUUGUGAUAAUCAACUCAAUGCUGUAAUGGAAAGAUUACUGAAUGUGAUUCACCAAAGGCUUCAACAUUCAGCCAAUUUCAAACCAUCAGGCCUCAGUCGUUUUCCUACUCGGCUUUUUGAUGAGACUGGACAAGAAAUUAAAAACCCACUUUUAUUGCAGAGUGAGCAAAAAAUUUGGGUUUCUUAUGGCGAAGAUUACAGGUCUCCUUUAAACCUCGUUCUGAGUUUGACUUUUGACAGAGUGGCUACAGCUGAAAAAGAUGGCAUCACAAUUAUUUAUAAGACACUUUUGGAUCCCGCUGUUGAUCUACUGACUGGAUGUGACAACUGGGAAAUUUGUGUAGGAAUUCCAGACAACAUGCACUUCACAAACUGCCUAGAAAAUCAUAGCGUGGAAGCUGUGGAUCCAAACAACCAUUUUAUGCGAUACAAGCAUAUUAGCACCAAGUUUGAGUCAUUUGCAAAGAAUCUUUUAGAAGAACCUGAUCCAUACAAAAAUGAUCCCCAGAUGGUUCUUCUUGUGUCAGUUACUGUGGAAAACAUGAGGAAAACCUUUCAUAGAAGAAAACACCAUAGUAAUCUAAUGUCUGCUUCAGCUAAGUGGCCUCUAUCCAAUAUAUGGCUGAUCACAAAGGCUGGAAUGAUUCUAAAUCGAGCUAUACUACAAAGCAGCCUGGCUGUUGGUCAUCCAAUCAGAGCUGUGAUGCAGGACGGCAUUUCUCUUGAAGGCUAUAAAGUAAACCUACAGAAAAGAGAUAAGAGCAAUAUAUCUCAAUACUGGGAAUUUGGAAAUGAUGGCUGUAUCUAUUCGAAGUCUUACCCUGAGUUUGUAUUGACCUACCUAGAGGAGCUAAAUGUAAGAGAGGAGGUGACCCAGAUGGAAUGCCAUACGCACCAUGGGGCCCAGUCUGCAGUUCAUCUAGAGACAGACAUCAGCUCAAAAGGAGAGGUUCUACCAAAAAAUGUCAGCAAUUGCAAUGAGAAACAACUUUCAAAACCUUUGGACACCCAUUUAAUGCCUGCAGGCCCCUCAGGGGAGAACGAGCAGCUGACAGUGGCACUGGUGAGGAAGCUGGAAGAGAAACAUCCUAAGGCUUCUGCUCAAAGAUGGGCCAUUAAGCAUGAAGGGACAAGUAAGCCUGGUCAGUGGAAACAAUCAAAAGUGGACAAUCCUUUAUGGAAUAAAUUGACAUAUAUGUGGCCUGUGCUUCCAAAUGGAGAACUUAAUGAGGCUUUUGACUGGCCCCUUGAAGGGAUGCUUAUUCCAAACAGCCCUCCUUUAAAGAAACCUACAUACAAGCAGUCAGACAACUAUAUGCCUUUGAGACUGAGAGUGUUAAGAAACGGAGGACAAGACAAAAGCAGGACUAUCAGUAUUCUUAGACCUGAUUCUGCAACUGUGGUGAAAAAACAAUGCACCAUGAUACUGAAUUUGCCCUUUGCAGCUAGAAGGCUAUUUACUGAGAAAGGAGUAGAAAUCUUUUUCUUGAGAGACUUGGAGAGAGAUCAGCUGGUUUAUGUAACAUGUGGAGAACAGUGGAUUGAUCCACAUUUCACCAUGGCCCAGGAUAAAAAACGCCUCCAGCUUAAUAAUUUAAUGUCUGAUGUAACUGCUAUUCGUUCUUACUGUGUCAUGCGUAACCCAAAAAAUCUUGCAUUAGAGGCAAAGAAUCAUAUUGUUGUUGGAGCCAAGCUUUCUGUUGAAAGAAGUACAGUGGAUUUUGAAGAGGAAAAGGUUUUUGAUAAGUUGGAGGAAAAACAAACUGAAGAAAACACUAAAAAUAUGGAAGACAAAACAGAUGAAUGUUUGAAUUCACAUGCAAAAUCCCAUCUUAAAACUGAUCAAUAUUGUACAGUUACUAAGUAUAAAUGGCAGCAGAAAUCCUACACUUUUGAGGAAAACAGCAGCUUCCAGAAGAAGAAAGAUGAACAGAUCCAUGAAACUGCAGAAUUAUAUCAGACAUACAGGGACCAACCUAAACUGACUAAAGAAUUUCAGAAAACCCUUUAUCAACAGUUCAAAUUUAGAAAUGGGAAAAUUAUCAGCUGUAGCUCUCCAAAUCUUGUUUUGGGUGUGGAGAAUUCUGACCUGCAUUCUGGUACUGAAGUGGUUUUGUUGGAACAGAAACGUGAAGACAUCAAUCAAUACUGGAUAUGGAGAGAUGAUAACAGGACAUUUCAUUUAAUGACUGACCCCAAUCUAGUGUUAGCAGUAUCAAUGCCCAGUAUUUUGAAAGGUGAUCCAAAAUAUCAAUUGAAAAUACAAGGAUGUGCUGUUAUUGUUCAGACAUACAAAGAAUGUGUAAAUGGUGCUGCCAAUCAAAAGUGGAACUACAUGGAAACAGCAAAGGUUUUUAAAGCUUUUUAUAGUUCAAUAUUGGACCAAGAAAUCACAGCAGCAAAUUAUGCUUCUAUUUGUACAUUCUGUGUGACCAACACAGAGAAAGUAGACCAACCUGGCUACUAUUUUCUUUCACCGGAUAGAAAGAAAAAAGUAAUGAUAUGCUUGGCUUGUGCAAAAGUCGAAAGAGGAAAGGAAGAACUGAGAAAACUGUCCCCUGGUACUAAGUUCUUCUGUUCAUCUGGUGCUGAGGAAGCAGAUAGUUUUGUAACAUCGCCCUUUAAAUGUCUUAGUGUUAAGAAGACUAAUUUAUCCACAUGUGAUGCUGAAGCUACCAUGCAUUAUUUAGAAGAACUUCUAGCAUCUUUGAGGAUAGAAAUCACCUCACAAACAAUCUCAGAAAAGAUGUCUUCAGCUGUGAACCAGAAAACGGUGAAAAUAAUUGCAUACAGAAAUGGAGCAGGUUACCAAAAUGGGCAGUUAAUCAUUGCUAGUACAUUCCCUAUGCUGCUGUCUUUAUGCACAAAACGGCUGGAACUCAACAGGACAUCUUGUAGGCUGUAUACAAGUGAAGGGGUAUUAAUUCCUACUCUACAAGAUUUAAUCUUGUGGGCUGUAAGUGAUUUUUUCAGGAAACAGAAAUCCAAACAAGGAGAAGAAGGAGCCAUUUCUGUUCCUGGUCCUGAAGGAAAUGUACCUGCAUUGCUUGUAAAAGAUAAGCCAGCAGAUGAAAUGAACAUCAAGUGUGCAUCGUCAGUGAUGACUCCAGAUAGUUUGAUUGAUGAUAAUUUGCUCACCAUCAUUCUUAGAAAUCCUGUUGAAGUCUGGGUUUCCAGUGGAGAACCUUUUCUACCUUUGGAUAAUACUUUGCAAAAUGCAGAAAGGCAAGAACGACAAAACUGGUUGGAAAAAGAUAAAAUUAUGGCAGACUUAGAGGCAAUGAAACACAAAAUGAGACAACUACAAGGGCGGCGCAUAGCAAAAUUUCAUCCAGCUAGUAUGGUGCCUACUAAAAGCCCCCUACAACCUGUGGCAAUAGAAGGAGGCUGGACUGAAGAAACCCAAGAAGAGAUGAAACUCAUGGAAAGCAUCCUACAUACAGAGAUGCACCUUUCAGAGAUUCAAGCAUUCCACUUCAAAAGAAGUUCACCCUUUUCUUCUAAACGACUUGUAAAAAGUCGUAGAAGUCUCUACAGUCAGCCUACAACCAAAAGAGUCUGGGUUUAUACGAAUGGAAAUAAACCUGAGCAAGGAGUUCGUGCCUGGGGAAAAACAUUGGCAGAGCUUCUGGAUAACUGUACUACUCAGCUAAAAAUGCCUCAGCCUGCAAAAGGAUUGUACACACCUGAUGGUGACCAACUGCAGUCAUGGGAUAAAAUAGAAAGAGACAUGGUUCUUUGUGUUUCCACAGGACAGCCCUUUAUGAGCAGAAAAGCCGUAAUGCAUGAUGUGGAAGUCAGAGCUCUUUAUACCAGAAUCCGAAAGCAGCAAGGUCCAGAAGCAACUGACAUUAUUGUCUCACCAUUCAAAAAAAAUAUAGGACAGAAAGAAGAACAUUCUUUAGCCAUCAGUGAAUAUUUCCAGAAAAAUGAAAAGCCACCAUCAUCUCAAAAUUAACUGCUACUAUGUCAGCUGGAUAGAUUUUGCAGACAUUUUAUCAGCGCAUCCACUCUAGUGAAAGUAAAAUUUUCUCCAAGAGUUAUCACGUUGGGUUGACUUCCUUUUAAUAGCUUUACACUGUAUUUUUGUGAAAGUUUGGUUUCUGGGUAAUACUUUUGAUUGUACUGGAAAUGCUAGCUAAGGGUGAAGCAUUACUAUGCUGAAAAAAAAAGAAUAAGUGAGAUUGCAUUCUCCAUGUUGGUUUGCAAGCUACAUGAACUAGAUGUACAAUUAAAUUACCAUGCCAAGGGAAGAGCUAUAUAAUGCUAAAUGGUUUUUGGUGCCCCUUAAAUUAUAUAUUAUAGUUUAAAUUAGAAACACUGCUAUGUAUUUUGAGUUUCAUUACAGUAUGGAUCUUAGAAAAUAAUUAAUAAAUAUCCUCCUGGUUAGAAUUUUGUUUUAACUUA